AUGUCAACAACUUCAGAUGUAAAACAUGAAAUUCCUGGUCAAUGGCUGAUUAGACCAUGUGAAGAAUAUAAUGACGAAUUAAAUUAUUGUCGCAGUUGGCGAGGUCGAUUGUAUCAACGAUAUAUGUUAGGUCAAAAAAAAGAUUGUACACCAAUAGCUGAAGCAUUACAUAGUUGUAUGUUUUGGUUACAACGAAAAGAUGUUCAAGAAUUAAAAAAAUUAAUAUCUUAUGAAGAAGAUCGUUUGAUUCGACGUAAAUUAUCAUCUGAAAAUAAUGAUGUAUGGCAAGUAAGAACUCAACCGCCAAGUGAUUGGAAUGCACCAUUACCAGAUUGGGCUCGUCAACGAGCAGAAUCAAUUGGAAAACAGAAACAAACAUAG
Rotaria sordida is the source of this 381-nucleotide messenger RNA. The record is from the annotation of a GenBank genome assembly. Lineage: Eukaryota; Metazoa; Rotifera; Eurotatoria; Philodinida; Philodinidae.